ACCGCACUCUGGUGGUCAGCCUUUCUCGGUACGACCGAGCUGCUGCGCACGUUAGUCACGAAAGAUCCCCAGUCUUUGGAGAUGAAGGCACGUCGUGACGGCAUGUCUGCUCUACAAGUAAGCGUGCGAGAGCAACGCUUUGAUGCUACCGUAAUCUUGCUUGAGAACGGAGCGGACGUGAACUCUGUGAAUAGAUUCGGAGAAACCGCGCUGAUGAUUGCUGCGGGCUCAGGAUAUGCGGCAGCGGUGGAGCUUUUGUGCCAAUGCGGCGCCGACGUCAAUAUCGUCGAUCGUUUUGGUGAGCCCGCAUUGUUGAAAGCCGCAGAGCAGAAUCACAUCGACGUGGUCUCAUACUUGAGCAAU
This is a messenger RNA of Zasmidium cellare ATCC 36951, 363 nucleotides long. RefSeq lists its product as uncharacterized. Gene Ontology annotation, molecular function: protein binding. The transcript has a single exon. The annotation marks the transcript as partial. Lineage: Eukaryota; Fungi; Ascomycota; Dothideomycetes; Mycosphaerellales; Mycosphaerellaceae. The record is from RefSeq and is a predicted model, not a curated record.